CAAGUUGUAAACGCCGUGCUUGUAGCGUUGUUGCACGAAACAGUCCAAAGUGUUGCGUUUGUUAGUAUUCUCACGUUUUCACGGUGACUUUAAUUGGAUUCGUUAUUCAAUUGAGUGGGUCGGUGUUACGUACCUCUGCGAAGAUUGUACCAACGAUCAUGUGUCUCCUUCAAUAAUUUAGUGGCUUGCCUGUAACCAAAAUACUUGACGUGAUUUAAGCUAGUAAAUCACUCAGCUGAGUCAAAUCUCAAAAUGGCCGAUGACAAAAUGAAAGGAGAUCAGGAUUUUAAAAACCACAGUAACAAUUCGACUACGUCGCCACUUCAAGCAAAACCAGCAUCUGGAUUGAAGCCAAAUUAUGCUCUAAAGUUCACCCUAGCUGGGCACACAAAGGCUGUGUCAGCUGUGAAAUUCAGUCCCAAUGGAGAAUGGCUUGCCAGCUCAUCUGCUGAUAAACUUGUUAAGAUUUGGGGCGCAUAUGAUGGCAAAUUUGAAAAGUCCAUCACAGGUCACAAGCUCGGGAUCUCAGAUGUGGCCUGGUCUUCUGAUAGCCGCCUACUUGUCUCUGCCAGUGACGACAAAACCCUUAAAAUCUGGGAACUCAGUUCAGGCAAAUGUUUGAAAACUCUAAAAGGACACAGCAAUUAUGUUUUCUGUUGCAAUUUCAACCCCCAGUCCAACUUAAUUGUGUCAGGCUCAUUCGAUGAGAGUGUCCGCAUUUGGGACGUCAAGACGGGAAAAUGUUUGAAAACCCUCCCUGCCCAUUCUGAUCCCGUGUCAGCAGUCCAUUUUAACCGAGAUGGAUCUCUUAUCGUUUCUUCGAGCUACGACGGCCUUUGUCGCAUCUGGGACACGGCUUCCGGUCAAUGCCUAAAAACGCUGAUUGACGAUGACAAUCCACCCGUCUCAUUUGUCAAAUUUUCACCCAAUGGAAAAUACAUCCUGGCUGCCACUCUUGACAACACACUGAAAUUAUGGGAUUAUUCCAAGGGCAAAUGCUUGAAAACCUAUACUGGACAUAAGAAUGAAAAAUAUUGUAUCUUUGCCAACUUCUCAGUUACUGGAGGAAAAUGGAUCGUGUCUGGUUCUGAAGACAACAUGGUUUACAUUUGGAACUUGCAAACGAAAGAAAUUGUUCAAAAACUUCAAGGUCAUACAGAUGUCGUGUUGUGUACUGCAUGUCAUCCUACUGAAAAUAUCAUCGCAUCUGCUGCACUGGAAAACGAUAAGACUAUCAAGCUCUGGCGCUCGGACACGUAGAAGAACUUAGCUUUGUCGAAACAAACUAAUAAAAAAAAAUGGACGAUGAAAUGCGGUGUUGAUGCGUGUACUUUAUAGGAGAAUUUUUGAGAAAAAGUGAUGCAAUGUCUUGGUAAAAAAAAACGUUUGCCAGGCAUUCUUGACUUCUCGUGGCCACUCCUCGUCGACAAUACAUUGUUUUUUUUUUUUU
Molecule: messenger RNA, 1450 nt
Organism: Daphnia magna
Lineage: Eukaryota; Metazoa; Arthropoda; Branchiopoda; Diplostraca; Daphniidae
Product: WD repeat-containing protein 5
Exons: 10
Coding region: 253-1260 (335 amino acids)
Cellular component (GO): Set1C/COMPASS complex
Molecular function (GO): histone binding
Source: RefSeq, a predicted model, not a curated record